AUGGAUCAAUCAUCUAAUAAUAAUAAUCAGUCCGAAGAUAAUAAUAAUAAUAAUAAUAAUAAUAACGAGAAUAAUAAUAAUGAAAACUCUGAUAAUGAAUAUGAAAACAUUAUUUUAGAUGGUCAAAAGGAAGGAAUUGAAAUGAAUACGAUAAAAUCAACUCAACCAACAACACAAAUGGAAAUUGUUGAACCACCUAUGGAAAUUUUAACACCUCCAUAUCAAUCAACAAAGGCGACGACAGAAUUACAAGAAACAUAUCAACAUUUACAAUUACAAGAUGAUCAAAAUAAUGUCCUUACACCUUCACCAUCAUUUUCAACAACAACUAGUAAUUCCAAACCUGGAAUGUAUGUUUCAGCUAGAAACCUAUCUCUUUCAAUUGGUAGUGAAAAGAAACAUAAUUUAAAAAAUAUUUUAUCAGAUUUAAAUUUCUUUUUAAAACCAGGAUCAAUGGUAUUAAUGUUGGGUAGUCCAGGAUGUGGCAAGACAGCAUUAAUGAAAACAUUGGCAAACCAAACACAUGGUGAGAGGAAAAGUGGAUCAUUAACAUUUAAUGGGAAACCUGCAAACAAGAAAACUCAUCAUAGAGAUGUUUGUUAUGUAGUUCAAGAGGAUCUUCACAUGCCAUCAUUGACAGUAAAGGAAACAUUUCAAUUCUCUGCAGACUUGCAAAUGAAUGAAAAAACAACAGACCAAGAGAAAAAACAACAUAUCGAUUAUCUAUUGAAUAUGUUGAAAUUGGAAAAACAGGCAGAUACAGUGGUUGGAAAUGAAUUCUUGCGUGGUAUUUCUGGUGGUCAAAAGAAACGUGUCACUAUUGGUGUAGAGUUGGUAAAAGCCGAUGCCAAACUAUACUUGAUGGAUGAAAUUUCAACUGGUCUAGAUAGUAAUACUACUCUGGAAAUUAUAAAGAAUUUAAAAGAUACUGUAAGAAAAGAUAAUAUUUCUUGUCUCGUCAGUCUACUUCAACCUGGUUCAGAAAUUACAAAAUUAUUUGAUUUUCUCUUAAUCCUAUCAGCUGGUCAUAUGGUUUAUUUUGGUCCAAAUUCUUGUGCUAUUCCUUAUUUUGAAUCAUUUGGAUUUCAAUUACCAUUACAUCAUAAUCCAGCAGAAUUUUUCCAAGAGAUUGUUGAUGAACCAGAAUUAUAUUAUCCAACCAAAAAAAAGGAUACAUUAAAACCAAAUCAACCUAAUCAAGAGGAUGAUGUACCAUUAAGGGGAACAUUUGAAUUUUCAGAAGCAUAUAAACAAUCUGAAAUCUAUCAAUCAAUAUUGACAGAAUUGGAUAUGCAUCAACCAAAUAUCGAUCAUAGUCUGUAUCGUGAUAGUUCACAUUUACAAGAGUACCCAACAAGCACUGGAAAACAAAUUUGGAUGGCCACUAAACGAGCAUUCAUGAUGAUGAAGGCUACACCAAUGGUAUUUUAUAUGCGUGUGGUAAAGGCUGUUGUCAUGGGUCUUAUCUUGGGGUCACUCUACUUGAACCUAAGUAACCACCAAACCGAUGGACAAAACCGUAGUGGUCUGUUAUUCUUUUCACUCUGUUUUAUUGUGUUUGGUGGGUUCAGUGCCAUCCCAAUUUUAUUCGAAUCACGUGACAUUUUCUAUAUUCAACGUGAUGGAAAGUAUUACAAGACGAUUGCCUUUUUCUUGUCACAGCUCAUCACAGAGUUUCCAAUCGCUCUCAUUGAAACUAUAGUAUUUUCAGUGAUUAUGUAUUGGAUGUGUGGAUUACAAAGAAAUGCUGAAAAGUUUAUCUAUUUUGUGCUGAUGCUCUUUGCAACCAAUCUACAAACACAAGCAUUCUUUAGAAUGGUUUCUGCAUUUACUCCAACUCCAACUGUCGCCGCCAUCGUAGCUCCAGGUAUCAUUGCCCCACUCAUCCUAUUCUCUGGCUACAUGAUGGCACCAAAUCAAAUUCCAGAUUGGUGGAUCUAUUUGUAUUGGAUUUCACCUAUUCAUUAUGAAUUUGAAGGUAUCAUGUCAAAUGAACAUCAUGGAUUGAAAUACACUUGUUCACCUGGAGAAUUGCUGCCACCACUUCAAUUCCCACUUUUAAAUGCAACUUUUGAACAAGGUGGAUUUGAAGGACACCAAGUCUGCGGUCUGACCGAAGGAGACCAAUUCCUCAAACAACUUGGUAUGCCUCAAAACAAUUGGUUCAAAUGGAUUGAUUUGGCUAUUGUCUUGGCAUUCUUUGUCUUGUUUGCAGUAUUGAUGUAUUUCUUUUUAGAGAGAUUCCAUUUUGACUCCAAGGUACGUGCCAAUUUGGAAAGUGCUGAUGAUAAGAAACGUGUCAAUCGUCUCCAAAAACAACAAAUUCAACAUCAAUACAAAAAGAAUCUUAGUCAAUCACUUUUGGUACACCAAUCACAAAUCGAACAAUUACAACAACGACAACAAGAAGGUAAACCAGUAGACUCUACAGAAUUGGAACAAUUAAAACAACAUCAAGAACAAUUGAAUCGAUCACUUCGUCAAACUCAAUCAAAGAUUCGUAUUCAAGUGUCUCGUGUGCCAUCAUUUAGAGCUGAAAGAAUUGAAGUGGUUGGCUGUUACCUUCAAUGGAGAGAUCUAAGUUAUGAAGUUGAUACUAAAAAAGAUGGAAAAAAACAAAGACUUAGACUGUUGGAUAAUAUUAAUGGUUUUGUUAAACCUGGUAUGUUACUUGCGCUGAUGGGUCCAAGUGGAGCUGGAAAGAGUACAUUAUUAGAUGUAUUGGCAAAUAGAAAGACUGGUGGUCAUACAACUGGUCAAAUCCUAAUCAAUGGACAACCAAGAAACAAAUAUUUCCCAAGAAUGUCUGCCUAUGUCGAACAAUUGGAUGUAUUGCCACCAACUCAGACGGUUCGUGAAGCUAUUCAAUUCUCUGCUCGUACAAGAUUGCCUGCUGAAAUGUUGGACAAAGCAAAGAUGGCAUUUGUAGAGAAUAUCCUAGACACGCUGAAUCUUUUAAAGAUUGCUAAUCGUGUUAUUGGAUUGGGUGCAGGUCUGUCACUAUCUCAACGUAAACGUGUCAAUAUUGGAGUAGAGUUGGCAUCUGAUCCACAAUUACUUUUCCUCGAUGAACCUACUAGUGGUCUAGAUAGUAGUGGAGCUUUAAAAGUUAUGAAUCUUAUCAAAAGAAUUGCAGAUUCUGGUAGAAGUGUCAUUUGUACUAUUCAUCAACCUUCAACUUCAAUCUUUAAACAAUUUGAUCAUUUAUUAUUAUUGAAAAAAGGUGGUGAAACUGUAUACUUUGGUCCAACUGGCGAAAAUAGUAAAACUGUCCUCAACUAUUUUGCAAGUCAUGGUUUAACUUGUGAUCCUCUAAAGAACCCAGCAGAUUUUAUUCUAGAAGUAACAGAUGAAAUCAUCAACGUACCAAAUAACCAGGGAGGAAUGACAGAAUUCCAUCCAGUUGAAGAAUUUGCUAGAUCUGAAUUAAACAACAAAUUACUUGAAAAGGUUGCAACCUCCACCUCACUCAUUCCAGUCGACAUUAAGCCCCAAGAAUUUAAAGGUGAAUAUUCAAGUACUAUUGGAAUGCAAUUCUCUCAAUUGCUUAGACGUGCAUGGUUGGGUCAAGUUAGAAGAGUUGAUAAUCAACGUACUCGUAUUGGUAGAAGUUUUAUCUUGGGUGUUGUAUUUGGUACAAUGUUUCUAAGACUGCCACUUGACCAAGACGGUAUCUAUAAUCGUACAUCUCUACUCUUUUUCUCUAUCAUGUUUGGUGGUAUGGCUGGUUUUGGUGUUAUCCCAAUCAUUACAAUGGAACGUGGAGUAUUUUAUAGAGAAAAUUCAAGUGGAAUGUAUAGAGUUUGGAUCUAUCUAUUGACAUUUGUCAUUACAGAUAUUCCAUUUAUCUUUUUAUCUGCCAUCGCCUAUAUUAUUCCAACUUAUUUCCUCGCCGGUUUUACAUUGGUCCCUCGAGCCGAACCAUUCUUUUAUCAUACGCUAGUCCUAUUUGCUGUCUACCUAAACUUUUCAAUGCUUUGCUUAUUCUUGGCUUGUUUCUUCCCAAGUGAUGAAGUUGCUCAAUCAAUUGCCGGUGUUUUAUUAUCAUUACAAUCUUUGUUUGCUGGUUUUAUGAUUUUACCUGGUUCAAUUCCAAGAGGUUGGAAAUGGUUUUAUCAUUUAGAUUUUGUAAAAUAUCAUUUAGAAUCAUUAUUGAUAAAUGAAUUAAAAGAUUUGGAAUUUACAUGUCCAGAUAAUAAUGGAGCGGUACCUGUAUUGAUUGGACCGGGUAAAGUACAAUGGUUCUGUCCUCAUACAAAGGGAAGUUUUGAAUUGGAACGUUUACAAAUGGAUGUUGAUAAUGAAUACAUUAAUCUUCUCAUUAUGUUUUGUUAUGCAAUCUUCUUUUUUAUUGCAACUUAUAUUUCUCUUGUAUUUGUUAGACAUCAAUUUGUGAAUAGAGAGAGGGGGGAUUCACAUGAACUCUCUUUAGGGAGAGAGAGAGGUAGAAGCGUUGAAUGGAUAUAG
Messenger RNA from Cavenderia fasciculata, 4467 nucleotides. RefSeq names its product ABC transporter G family protein (gene abcG19). The transcript has 5 exons. NCBI's taxonomy places the organism in Eukaryota, Evosea, Eumycetozoa, Acytosteliales, Cavenderiaceae. Gene Ontology annotation, molecular function: ATP binding; ATP hydrolysis activity; ABC-type transporter activity. The coding region runs from base 1 to 4467 and encodes 1488 amino acids. Gene Ontology annotation, cellular component: membrane. Gene Ontology annotation, biological process: sorocarp morphogenesis; aggregation involved in sorocarp development. The record is from RefSeq and is a predicted model, not a curated record.